Anopheles marshallii is the source of this 528-nucleotide messenger RNA. RefSeq lists its product as uncharacterized. NCBI's taxonomy places the organism in Eukaryota, Metazoa, Arthropoda, Insecta, Diptera, Culicidae. The transcript has 2 exons. The record is from RefSeq and is a predicted model, not a curated record. The coding region runs from base 1 to 528 and encodes 175 amino acids.
AUGAUUAUAAUAGCUGCCAGCUUUGUGCUGCUCAUGGUUGUGCCCAGCACAAAUGGGCUUCCUUUGUGGGAUUUUUUUACCGGUGCAGACACUACUGAAGAUAGCGCAGGAAUGGAUACGACUACAAUGGAGCUAAUCGAACCGCGGCAGGAUGUCUCAAAACCCUUACUACGAUACGACACUAUGAUGCCAAUAUUGCAAGUCAUCCUAACACCGAUUGGACGUAUGGUUUGGCCACGUGUUGAACAAUGGGUUUCCGGACUGUUCGGUGCGUAUCUGGAUAGUGCAAACAGAGCUAUCGAUACCAUUUCACAGUAUGCAACAGAGAACAUAUCCUUCCAGACUGGCGAUGUGUACUACACGAAAGGCGACAUGAUCGAUGGACACGGACACCAGUCUUUAAUUAUUACUCUACCAUCCGGAAGAACCAUCACAGUUCUAACGUUCAAAACCAAAAGAAAAUUCAACGUAUUUGACGAAUUUCCCCAACUGUCUGAUACACAAAACGAGGUGAGAGAGUUAAAUUGA